Molecule: messenger RNA, 232 nt
Organism: Monoraphidium neglectum
Lineage: Eukaryota; Viridiplantae; Chlorophyta; Chlorophyceae; Sphaeropleales; Selenastraceae
Exons: 1
Source: RefSeq, a predicted model, not a curated record
AUGAGGCACAGUGUCACGCUUCUGCAUGCAGAUAAAGGCCGCGGAGUAGCCGCCACCGCAGCCAUCGAGCUUGGAGACCUCAUCGCAUGCGUCCGCCCGGCUGCCGUGCUGCACGGCCCGGUUGACGAGGCGCCCGAUGCGCCCCUCCUGGUGCCCCAGCUAAUCGCGCUGCGGCCAGAGGCGAUACCAUUUGGGACUCACGCCGCGCUGCUGCACCUGACGGACGGCUCUG